Messenger RNA from Bactrocera latifrons, 2047 nucleotides. Its product is annotated as F-box only protein 39. The transcript has 7 exons. NCBI's taxonomy places the organism in Eukaryota, Metazoa, Arthropoda, Insecta, Diptera, Tephritidae. The record is from RefSeq and is a predicted model, not a curated record. The coding region runs from base 396 to 1925 and encodes 509 amino acids. Gene Ontology annotation, molecular function: protein binding.
UCGCGCGCACUGGCACUCGUGUACCUGCGCCAUCGGCUCUUGCUUCGCAACCGUUGUUCUAGUCGAAAAUGCGUCGCGAAUCUGUUUGGUAAUAGGRAAAACUAUUUGAAGACGACCAAAUUGUGUAAUUUCUUUUUUCACACAUUUUCAAUAUUUUUCUAAAAAAGUGGGUCAGACAAGUGAAAUUUUACUUUUAUGCGCAACUURCGAUUUACCAUUAGCUUACUCAAUGUGUACGUGUUGGAGUUUUGCUGGACUACUUUUGCUCAUUUUGCUACUUUGGUGAUGUGCUUCAAAUAAGAUUUUGAAAACCCCAAAACAAAAAAAAUUAUUACAAAAGAAAACAAAAAAGUAUUGCGUAUACUAGAAAUAAGUUYUAGUGUGGGGCCUGCAAAAUGGCCGCACUUACGAUAUCCCGACGCCGAGAGGCAAUGCAAAAAGCCGGUUGGAAAAUCGAUCAAAACGAUGAGGCUUGCUAUAUAGACAUUGAUGAACCCGAAGAAGAGGAACUAACUGAAAACGAUAAUAACUAUUCGGAAUGGCAUACUUUACCGGAUAUACUGUUGGAAGAAAUCUUCUCAUAUUUAACCUACAGAGAACGKUAUUACGCUAGCUUGGUGUGUAAGCAAUGGUACAACGCUUUCUACCUGCCCCUGGUGUGGCGUAACUUUCUGGUCGACGAUCGAACACUCACUCGCGCCAAAUACAACUACUACUCGGGUUGGCAAUAUUGUUUGGAUCACAUACGAACGCAGAAUUGUCUAUCGCGAGUUGGAAAAUAUCUGCGCGGCUUAGAAUUCAGACCGGAGCAUAGCUUCAAUAAUAUCUUUCAAUUUAUGACAAUGCUUUCAUGGAGUAUGGACAAAGGUUCAGAAGUGAAAGCACCAAAGGAUCUSAAGAAUGUUGGCUCACGCAUACGUUCGCUCGUCUAUGUAUUUCCCUGCAAUAUGUCGCAAGCCAACGAUCCAGAGGGUAUUAAAUUGUUCGGCACUGGCGGCCAAUUGCUCAAAGGUCUCAAGGAGCUCUUGUCCAARUUACGUAAUCUGCGUACAUUAAAAUUAAUCGAUUUCGUGUUGGAACGUUUCGAGGCGAAGCAUUUGCUCGACGAGGUGCUAGAAGCGUGCUGCACGAAAAUGCGUGUGCUGAAUCUGGUGAAUGUCACAACCACACAUUGUCCCAUAAUGCAUGUGGGGCUCUUUAUCAAUCUGCAGAUUCUGACGAUUUCUCCACAAAACAUUGACGAUGACGCGUUGCUGCUUUUGGGCGAUACCAAACUGAAGCAUUUGCAUUUGUUGCAAAACCGUUAUACUUCCACCCAUCUCUCGAUUUCGCCAUGUAGCGUGAAGGCGUGGCGACAGUUGAAACGUGAUAAUCCGCGGCUAAAGGUGCAUCUGCGCGUAGAAUCAAUGGGCGAUGGCGAAGUUGUGUUCCAGCCGGAAGCGCCUGUGUGCAGCGUCACUUACGAAUCGCCAAAAUCAAAGAUCAAAACAGAUUUUGUGCUACGCAUGGUGGAUCAUUAUAAAAAUAAGCUCAGCGUUUAUGGCUAUGAGAUGUUGCCACGUUUUACCAGCCCSAAGCCAUUUCACAAUCGUGUCGACAGCCUGAUGCUGCUAAUCGCCCGACAAUGCUUCAAUCUGCACACCUUAUUCGUACGCGAGAAAGUUUCCACCUCCACAGUGCUACUGAUCGCGCGUACCGCAAAGAAUCUGCGUCGUCUUCACGUACGUCGCUUUGCGGUCAUCAUACGCUGCGAUUGGCCGCGACAUCCCGAAUGGUCCGAUGAGUUCUAUUUAUGGUUGCGGCACACGUCACGUUCCUAUGAGGCGGUGGAACGUGAAGUGUCGCAAAUGCUCGGCUACGAGUGGCAUUUCSUAAGUGACAGCGACUACAAGCAGCUGCAGGUGGACGUGCAAGUAGCGCCGUGAGGCGAGUGGCGUGUAAAGUGUGAUAUUAUUGCUCAAAUGCAUACGCAUAGCUGUUAUUUGUUUUCUAUUUAUUUACUAAAAAAAAACAAAAAUACAACAAUAAAAUUGUUGAAAASUUGUAA